AGCAAAGUAAUAACUUUCGCUUUUGCGUUUCUCCUCGCUAUUAGACGUCUUAAAAUGUCCAAAAAGAGGAUUCUUAAAGAAUUUCAAACUAUUCAGGCCUCAAAGCCUCAUGGUAUAGAGGUCUCAGUGCCCACAGACAGCAUCUAUAUAUGGGAAGCAAAGUUUGCUGCACCAGACCAAUCACUGUAUAAAGGUGCCACAUUGAAGAUUCAAAUUGUUCUACCUGAGGAGUAUCCAUUGUCUCCACCUACGAUCAGAUUCCUCACGCCCGUCUUCCACGUGAACAUCGAGCAAUCGUCGGGCCACGUUUGCCUCGGUUUUGUCAGCGCGGAUAAGUGGAACCCAACCAAUGGCGUUGAAGAUGUUCUGCGCGCCGUUUUUUCAUUGUUGAUAACGCCAGAAGUUGAGACAGCCCAAGACCAGAGGAUGUUAGGGAUCUUUAAGGAUUCAAAACGAAUUUACGAUAGAAGAGCACAGGAGAGUGCAAAACGUUUUCGUUAAGGGGAUCAAACGUUUCAGUUAGGGGAACAUUGGUUAGAUUAAAUUAAGCAAAAUAUUUGGAUACAAUGAAAAACAGGAUUAGAUAAGUCAUAUGGCUUGUUGACAGAAAACCGCAAUAUUUAAGAUUUGCUCUACUGCAUGGUUUUUUUAAUAUUGCAAAUUUCAAAAGGUCGAAACAAGUUUGUAUGUAACAGUAUAUAGCAGGCUUUGAAACCAGGUAUGCGACUGGAAAUAACUACUUGUUUAUUUUUCAUGUAAUUAAGCAAACAUCGCGGAAAUUAAUAAUGGCGAAAUACAUUUUCGUUCACACAUG
Dendronephthya gigantea is the source of this 814-nucleotide messenger RNA. RefSeq names its product ubiquitin-conjugating enzyme E2 2-like. NCBI's taxonomy places the organism in Eukaryota, Metazoa, Cnidaria, Anthozoa, Malacalcyonacea, Nephtheidae. The transcript is spliced from 4 exons. The record is from RefSeq and is a predicted model, not a curated record. Bases 55 to 501 code for a protein of 148 amino acids.